AGAGAAUAUACAUGCUGAUCUAUAUCUACCUCCCACUGACAUCUUUCUAUGUUGCAAUACUCAAAGCAGAGGACUUGCUGGUCAUUUGGCAGUGCCACAUCAACCCAUCAUGCGCGCCGUCUUCUUCUGAAAACGUUCAGCGAUCGGGCGUGAGGGAUGGCUUAGUCCCGUGCGGAGCGCCGAUGCUGCACGAUGAGUGUAGCGCUGCAAGAUUUACGAAACAACAUGUCUAACUACAAGCGUGCAACGUUUGAGGAGGAUGGGACUGACGUCCCCGAUGAUGGAGCCAUCUCUCCUGACAGUGUGGAGGUGGGUUUCCGUAAGGGUGGUAUUCAGUUGUUUGGUCCACUGGGCAGAAGAACUCAACUGGAGGUGGUUUUGGCCGGUUUGCUUCUCGGUUCACUUCUAGCACUGUUCGGCUGUGCUAUCACACUGGGAGUCUGCUAUAAUAGAGAUCCAGCCCGUAGUAUCUGUCUAACAGAGGCAUGUGUGAGCGUGGCUAGUAAGAUCGUGGAGGCUCUGGACCGCUCUGCCGACCCGUGUCAGGAUUUCUACCAGUAUGCCUGCGGGGGCUGGGUCCGUAAAAACCCCCUGCCAGAUGGCCGUUCUCGCUGGAGCACAUUUAACAGCAUCUGGGACCAGAACCAAGCUGUGCUCAAACACCUGCUGGAGAAUGGCACCUUUAACUCAAGCAGCGAGGCAGAGAGGAAGACGCAGUCUUACUAUCUCUCCUGUCUGAAUGAACAGCGAAUAGAAGAGCUCGGAGCCCAACCACUCAUUGACCUAAUUGCAAAGACAGGGGGUUGGAACAUCACAGAGUCUUGGGAUAAAGAAAACUUAAUGGAUGUUUUGAAAACAGUGUCUGGACCUUACAGAGCUCAGCCCUUCUUUACUGUUGGUGUCAGUGUGGACCCAAAAAACUCAAACAGCAAUAUCAUUCAGGUUGACCAAUCAGGACUCUUCCUGCCUUCUCGAGAUUAUUACCUCAAUAAGACAAAUGAAAAGGUGUUAAAGGCCUAUCUGGACUACAUGGUGGAACUGGGUUUGUUGUUGGGAGGAGACAAGAAUUCCACUCAGGGUCAGAUGCAGCAAAUCUUGGACUUCGAGACUGCACUAGCCAACAUCACCGUGCCUCAGGAUGAACGCAGAGACGAGGAGAAGAUCUAUCACAAGAUAACGAUAGCUGAGCUCCAGAUGUUGGCCCCGGCAGUUGAUUGGCUAGAUUAUCUGAACUCCGCCCUCUCGCCGCUGGAGUUGAAUGAAACUGAGCCUGUGGUGGUCUACGCAAAAGAAUACCUGCAACAGGUUUCAGAGCUCAUCAACAAGACCGACCGCAGUCUUCUGAAUAAUUACAUGAUCUGGAACCUGGUGCAGAAAGCAGCCUCCAGUUUAGACCAGCGGUUUGAGAAUGCUCAGGAUAAGCUACUGGAAAGCCUUUAUGGCACCAAGAAGUCCUGUACCCCGCGGUGGCAGACGUGCAUUGGGAACACAGACGACACUCUUGGUUUUGCAUUGGGUGCUCUUUUCGUCAAAGCCACCUUUGACAAACAAAGCAAAGAAAUAGCAGAGGGGAUGAUCAAUGAAAUCCGCACAGCUUUCAAAGACGCUCUAGACAAUUUGAACUGGAUGGAUGAACAGACCCGACAAGCUGCCAAGGACAAGGCGGAUGCCAUCUACGACAUGAUCGGAUUCCCAGACUUCAUUCUGGACUCCAAAGAGCUUGAUGAUGUGUAUGAUGGGUAUGAGGUCACAGAGGACAAUUUUUUCCAGAAUACGAUCAACUUCUACAACUUUUCAGCUCGAGUGAUGGCCGACCAGCUCCGCAAGCCACCAAACAGAGACCAAUGGAGUAUGACUCCACCCACGGUGAACGCAUACUACAUGCCAACCAAGAAUGGAAUUGUCUUCCCUGCUGGAAUCUUACAGGCCCCGUUCUACGCCCAGGAUCACCCUAAAGCUUUAAACUUUGGUGGAAUUGGAGUGGUCAUGGGACAUGAGUUAACACAUGCUUUUGAUGAUCAAGGCAGAGAGUAUGACAAAGAUGGGAACCUUCGACCGUGGUGGCAGAACUCCUCGGUGGACGCGUUUAAGAAUCGCACAGAGUGUAUGGUCGAUCAGUACACUCAAUACACUAUCAAUGGAGAACACAUAAAUGGAAAACAGACGCUGGGAGAAAACAUAGCUGACAAUGGCGGUUUAAAGGCUGCCUAUCAUGCAUAUAAGUCAUGGGUGAAAAAGAAUGGAGAAGAGAAGAGACUCCCAGCUGUGAACCUCACAAACAACCAGCUCUUCUUUGUGGGUUUUGCACAGGUGUGGUGUUCUGUUCGAACACCAGAAAGCGCUCAUGAGGGACUGAUGACGGACCCUCACAGCCCACCCAAAUACCGCGUCAUCGGCACUCUGUCCAACUCGCCCGACUUUGCAGAGCACUUCCAGUGCCCACUGGGCUCUCCCAUGAACUCAGGCCACCGCUGUGAGGUGUGGUAGAACUGUCACCCAGAAGACAUCUGGGCCCACCAGCUUGCUUGCACAGAUCAGCCUAGCCACAACACUGACAGAUUGACAAUAAAAAAAAUAUUUAUGUGCUCAAAAUUAUAUAAAGUGUUGGGCUGAAAGUAGGAGAACGUUGAGAGUAUCCUCCAAUGUUUAUGUUCUCCAAUGAUUGGGUCAACUGAUAUCUAUUUUCCUCUACCACCAUACCAGCCCAUGCAGGCUCAUUUUAUUUAUUUGUUUGCUGAACUUUGGGAGACGAGGGGCCAAUCAGGGCUCAUCCAACACUUGUAUGUGUUUUUCUGUGCAUCAUACCCUGUUUACAACAAGCCUGAAUUCUCAUCUUCUGGGAUGGAAGAUUUGACCGCUGUGUUGCCACUGGGAGCACCUCUUUGUGACCUCAUAGGAAAUGUUUGGCUCCAUCUGUUAUGACUUCACAGGACGUUUUAUGUUCUCAUAGUGACCUCACAGGAAGUGCUGAAUGACAUCUUUGACCCCACAGGAAGGAAGUGCUUUCAAGGAUGAAAGUGUAUUUCCCAAUUUUGAUUUCAUAUAAAUGCUAUCAAACGGCAGUUAUGACAGGGAAAGCCCAUGUUUGUUCAUCCAACCUGUGGAUUAGAGUAUCAUAGACAUAUUUUUGUCUAGACAAAGUUAAUUUUAAACUGCUCUUUGCCAAAGAACAAAUUCAGUUUUGUUGCUUGUGAAAGUGUAAAUCCACUGCUUUACCUUCACUGUAAUUCAAUAUGAUGUGUUUGCCUUUAGACAUUAAUGUGUUGUGUUUGAGCAAUGCAUUUCCAUGUCUGUGUCACCACAUUGUUUGCCAUGUUGUGCUGAACUUUGUCAAGUCUGCUUAAGUGAUUUAUCACAUUACGUCCUGAAAACAAAAAAUGUAUUCUUUCAUCUUCUGCUAAAUUUCCCAGGAACCCUAAAAAGUGUUUUAGGGAGUUGCAUCAGAGGUGGUUGGAUGACUUUAGAAGGAUCAUAUUACCCAUUUCAGAUUUCACAAUUCCAUUUUCUAAAUUUUUACUGGCUCUAAUUUGACCCUGAAUGUUUGAAUCUGAUCACCCAUCUCCAUUGGUAAUGCAGACAGAAUUUGUUGUAUGGUGUAUUUUGAAUGCUGCUUACUUCACCUUUUGUUGACCUUUAAUCAAAGUUGAAUUGCACCAUUUUCAAAGCUGAAGCUCUCAGUGUCCAUCUUAUUUUAUUAAACUCUUCAACAAAGGAAUAGUCCAUCUAAAAGUGAAAAUUCUGUCAUCGUUUACUCACCCCCAUGACGUUCUAAAGCAAAUGCUUUUCUUUUUUCCUUUGGAUCCCCAAAAGAGAUGUUAUCAAACGUGGAUGGUGAUUUGCUGUAUACUGUCAAGCUUCAAAAAGGACAAAAAAGCACCAUAAAAAUAUAAUCAGUCCCUCUUGCUCUUUAUGACUUGUGCACUAUAUUCCAAGUUUUCUGCAUAUGACAGCUUUGUGUUAGGUAGCAAAACUCCACUGUAGCUCUCUAAUUUAAUUUGCACUUGCACAUAUUCAAUUGUAAGGAUGUCACGAUUGGUCUCAAGACUGUGCUGUUUGAUGCUGGCAGAAUGUCUUUAGUCGCAAAGUUUGCAUAUGCGCAAGUGUGUAUACGAUUUGAGAGCUAUGGCAAAGGGGAAGGUUUUCCAUUUAUAAGGACUUAUAUUUCACUCAGUUCGUCACACGGCGCACAAGUCACUUUUAUGAUACUUUUAAACAGCUCACCUUCAUUAUACACUCCUGGUCACCGUCUACCUUACUUGGAGCAGCUUGAACAUUCUUCAAAACAUCUUUUUUUUUGCAUUUCACGGAAGAAAGAAAAACAUAGGUUCAAAACGACAUGAGGGUGAAAAAAAUCAUAAUUUUCAUUUCUUUGUGAUUUCCCCUGCAGUCGUAAAACACAUUGCAGUUUGAUUGUAUAUAAAGAAAAGAGGCAUUAGUUUGUCUACAGCUUUUCCAAGAACAAACAGAAGUUAAAAACUCAAGUUUUACUCUAUGCUGAGUUCAUAUCGUGUCGUGCUUUGUUUUAGGAUUGCUUGAAUUGUGUACAUAUGUCUGAAUGCUUCUUGGCUAUUUUCAUUAUGUAUUUAAUAUAUACCAUGAAGAUUUUUGUGACGUUAACGUUGAUGGGCUCCAUGAGGAUUGUGGGGCAGUUUUAGAUGCCAGUAUAAUGUUUGUAGAGGAGAGGUUUGGUUUUGGCCUUAAUUAUUGAAGGUAUAGACCUAUGAAAUAACAUGUACAUAUACUAAUUUUAAAAUUUUUCAAAUUAAAAACAAAAACACAACGAAAACUUGAAACAUUUGAAAGCCUUUAAAUAACCAGUGCUUGCCAUUAAGUGUGAUAUGUACCUUCUUUAGUUGCAAUUUCAAUCUGAAAUACCAAGUUGCCAAUCCAGAUAUUCCUGUUGAGACAUUUAAGAACAAGGUUUUUGACUGAUUGUUCUAAUGUUAUUGUUGAUUUUGUUGGAUGAAAGCCAUUUUUUUAGGUUUGGUUUAAUGGAGUGGAGGUACCCAAAACAUUCUGACACCAAUACUUUGUUUUCAGUGUGUCAAAGUUAAACUUAGGGAAAUGAUAGAUGUGAAACAUUAUUUCCAGAAUGUCAUUGAUGUGCCACAUACUACAUUCCGUUCAUAAUAAUGGGACUGAGCAGGGUGAUAUUGUCUGCCCUGUCACUGUUAAUUGUUGUCAUUUUUGCUUUUUUCUUCAUUUAUGAAGAUGCCUUAAUUUAUAGUGUACAUUAAACAUUUAAUCAACUGGUGUA
Myxocyprinus asiaticus (Chinese sucker) is the source of this 5257-nucleotide messenger RNA. RefSeq names its product endothelin-converting enzyme 2-like. The transcript is spliced from 20 exons. Bases 193 to 2487 code for a protein of 764 amino acids. Gene Ontology annotation, biological process: protein processing. Gene Ontology annotation, cellular component: plasma membrane. The record is from RefSeq and is a predicted model, not a curated record. Gene Ontology annotation, molecular function: metalloendopeptidase activity. Lineage: Eukaryota; Metazoa; Chordata; Actinopteri; Cypriniformes; Catostomidae.